Messenger RNA from Didymodactylos carnosus, 282 nucleotides. The record is from the annotation of a GenBank genome assembly. Lineage: Eukaryota; Metazoa; Rotifera; Eurotatoria; Philodinida; Philodinidae.
AUGUCGCAUUCAAUGUAUGCUGGUAUUAAACAAAUUCUUAAACGUACACCUACAGCACCUGAUGAUUUAGAUUUUGAUGGAAUUCAUGAUGGUUACGAUGUCAUUAUUGAUUUUGAAUCAGCUGAGAAUUUACCACGAAUGGAUCUUGCUGGUGGAGCUGAUCCAUUUUUCAAAGCAAAUAUUGACGAUCAAAUCCAUUUUACCUUAUUCAAGACUCUAAUUACUGAAUUAAUCCUACAUUCAAAAGAGUCUUCAGCUUUGACUCGCGAACUUAUGCAGUAG